Paramuricea clavata is the source of this 2037-nucleotide messenger RNA. The record is from the annotation of a GenBank genome assembly. Lineage: Eukaryota; Metazoa; Cnidaria; Anthozoa; Malacalcyonacea; Plexauridae.
AUGGCGUCUUAUAUACCAGGGUAUGAUGAGGAAAGGUUUGCAACCACAGUCAAUCGAAAUUUCCUCUGUUCGAUUUGCUUCAACGUUUUAAGAGAGCCCAUCCUGUGUCCGAGAAACCAUCAUUGUUUCUGCCGUGCUUGUAUUACGAAACACCUGGAAAAUUCUCGAAGAUGCCCUACGUGUGGGGACGAACUGACUGUGGAGACUUUGGCCGAACCACCACGAAUGGUAAAAGAUUAUAUAAAUGAAUUAAACAUUCAUUGCAUUUACAUAAAUAGAGGUUGCCAAGACAUCCUACAAUUACAACAUCUUGACAACCAUGAGGCUACAUGUGGAUUUACACCUGCCGUUUGUUCAAACCAAGGCUGUGGUGCAACUUUAAACCAGCGUGAUCUUAUUCACCAUGAAAGUGAAAUUUGCGAAUUUCGAAAGCUGAAGUGCCACUCGUGCGGGGAAAUGACAAAAACGUUGGCAGAGAUGGAGAAAAGAAUGGCAAAUGUCGAGAGGAAUAUGGCGACAAAUAUGGAAAAAAUGGGAGCUGUCGUUACCAUGGAAAUCCACAUGAAGAAUAUGCAAACGAGUAUGGCGACGAAUGCGGCGAAUAUGGAGACGCGAUUGGCCAAUGUCGAAAAGAAUAUGGCGACUAAUAUGGGAGCUCUGGUUACCAUGGAAACCCACAUGAAAAAUAUGGAGAAAAACACCGCGGAUAUGGAAGGAAAGCUCGAAGCAGUGAAUAAUGAGGUGAGAGGAUUGAAAACGACUUUGAUGGAAGGUUUUGAUGAAAUGAAGGAUGUUCUUGUCAAGACGGAGGUCAUUAAGGAAGAAAACACAAGAAAAGUAAGAAAUAGAGCAAGUGGUGAUAAGGAAAAUAUAGUUGUUGCUGGAGGUUAUCUAGUUGACUCUGUAGAGAUGUUUAACUGGCGUCAAAGAACAUGGUCGCCAUUACAAUCCUUGCCAAAGGAGCGUUUUGGUGCGACUUCAUUUGUUUACAACAAUCAUGUGACAGUUGUUGGAGGUUGCUGUUCUGGCCGUGUCGAUGAUAUGAUUAGAUUAAAUAUCAACCCAAAGUCUGAUCUCUCAAUGCACUGGAGUGACUGUCCUGUUAAACUGCCUGCUAAGUUGGCAUACCACAGCAGUGUGCUGUAUAAUGAUCACUUGAUGGUGACUGGUGGUUAUAACGGAAAUGCAGUGUCUGAUUGUAUUCAUGAAGUCCAGCUAGUGCCUCCAUAUACUGUGAAGACCUUGUCAGGAAUGCCAGAACCAAGACAGAAUCACGGCACGCAAUUAUUUGAUGAUAACUUGUUGAUUCUUGGUGGAAGAACAACUGGUAGUUACCAAGACAACCUCAGCAGUGUCUUACUGUAUGAUAUAAAGAAGAAUGAAUGUAAACAGUUGGAACCACUGCCGUAUGAAGUGAGUCUGAUGGCAACCGUGAGAUGGGGGGACAACAUUGUUGUUACAGGCGGCAAGGGCAAACGUCACAAUGCAUUAGACACAGUUAUCAUUUACAAUGUCAAGACUGAGCAAAGUCACAUGCUGCCACGGAUGAGACGUAAGAGAUGGGCAUGUACUGCAGUUGUUAUUGGAAACAACAUUGUAGUACUGGGAGGGAAGGAUGAGCAAGGACGUUACUUAAAGUCAGUUGAAGCUUUCAACUUUGAAAGUUAUACUUGGCAAGAACUGCCAGAAAUGUCUCGAGGGAGAUCCUAUGCCAGUGCUGUUGUUGUCUGAACAAUGUAAAAAUGUUGAACUCAUUUCCUUGAGACAACAAGUUGACUUUAAUCAUCUUGCAUUUACAAUGAACGAUUAAGGUACCAGAAAAUUAGGUACCAAAAGUAAUUUGAGAUACAGUGGAUUGUUAAAUAUAACCAUAUUGAUAAUUUUUUUGUAAUUGGAAAUCAUUGGUUGUUUCAGUGCAUGAAUAUUGGAUUCGUGUAGUGAGAUAACAAGUUGACUUUGAAUGUUUUUAAUCCGUAAAUUGUAGGAAUAAAUACUUUAAUAUACGAGUAGAAUAUAAUCAAAUAUAAUCAAACGCAG